Eublepharis macularius is the source of this 3722-nucleotide messenger RNA. It is a transcript of the gene AZIN1, whose product is annotated as antizyme inhibitor 1. Lineage: Eukaryota; Metazoa; Chordata; Lepidosauria; Squamata; Eublepharidae. The record is from RefSeq and is a predicted model, not a curated record. Gene Ontology annotation, cellular component: cytoplasm. Gene Ontology annotation, biological process: negative regulation of protein catabolic process; positive regulation of polyamine transmembrane transport. Gene Ontology annotation, molecular function: ornithine decarboxylase activator activity; ornithine decarboxylase activity. The transcript has 12 exons. The coding region runs from base 533 to 1879 and encodes 448 amino acids.
GUUUUCUCUCGCCUGUCUCGUGUGUUCGCUUCUCGCCGCCUCUCUGGCCACCCGGCAACUGCUUCUUUCCUUCCCGGUUCUUCACUCUUUCCCCCCACGCCGUCUCUUUUUUUUCCCGUGGUUGUGCCCUGCAGCUUCAGCGCAGCCUUGCGCUCUUUCGCUGGUCGAGCCCGCAGCCUAUGGCCCUGGAAGGCGCCGCUGCCUCCUGUAUUUCUGCUGUAGGUUCCCACAUCCCUCUUUAAAAAUUCCGCCUAAAAAGAGAAGACGAUUUACCAAAUCUUUCGGGCCGUUGUCCCACGGCAAACUCUCUGACCAGGUUUACAACUAUCCAGAGGGUUUAGGAGAAGUGCUUUAUCGAGAACAGUUCGACUUCAACGCUGAGCCACCUUGGGAACCUAGCUGAUGAUAGUAGGGUUCCAUCUCCUAACUUGUCCAUUUUGUUGCAUAAUUUAAGGACCCGGCUCUAAGGCUUUGCAGCCCGUCCCUUGUGUUUCUUGGUUUAUGACUGUCGGCUUUGCGGAAUACGGCUGAGAUGAAAGGAUUUCUUGAGGAUGCAAACUACUCCAUUGGCUUAUUGGAUGAAGGAGUGAAUCUCAGAGAUGUCAUCGACAACUGCAUUUAUGAACAUACUCUUACUGGCAAAAAUACAUUUUUUGUUGGUGACCUUGGGAAGCUGAUCAAGCAACACAUCCACUGGCAGAAUGCAAUGGCACGGAUGAAGCCAUUCUACAAUGUUAAAUGUAACUCUGCUCCAGGUGUACUUGAGAUUCUGGCAGCUCUUGGAACUGGCUUUGCAUGUUCAAGUAAAACUGAAAUGGCAUUGGUUCAAGAUUUGGGAAUUUCUUCUAAAAACAUCAUAUUCACUAAUCCUUGCAAGCAAGCUUCUCAGAUAAAAUAUGCAGCGAAAAUUGGAGUAAACCUUUUGUCAUGUGACAGUGAAUUGGAGUUAAAGAAAAUUGCUAGGAAUCACCCAAAUGCAAAGCUCUUACUCCAUAUUGCCACAGAAGACAAUGGAGGUGAAGAGAUGAACAUGAAGUUUGGCACCACCCUGAAGAACUGUCGACAUCUCAUGGAAUGUGCUAAGGAGCUGAAUGUCCAAAUAGUUGGUGUUAAAUUUCACGUUUCAAACUCUUGCAAGGAACCUCAAGUAUACAAACAUGCUAUUUCUGAUGCUCGCUGUGUGUUUGAUAUGGCUGAAGAAUUUGGCUUUACCAUGAAUAUGUUGAACAUUGGUGGGGGCUUCACAGAUUAUGAACAUGACCUGGAAGAGGUUAAUCACAUUGUCACUCCAUUGCUCGAUAUCUAUUUUCCUGAAGAAUCUGGUAUAAAUGUGAUUGCAGAGCCUGGAUGCUAUUAUGUUUCAUCUGCAUUUACUCUAGCAGUUAAUGUUAUUGCCAAGAAAGCUGCUCAAUGUGAUCAACAUCUUCCCUCUGAAAUGGAACAAACCAAGAGAGAUGAACCAGUCUUCAUGUAUUAUAUGAAUGAUGGUGUUUAUGGUUCUUUCGCAAGCAAAUUAUCUGAGGAUUUGCAUACUAUUCCAGAGGUUCACAAGAAAUACAAGGAAGAUGAGCCUCUGUUUGCAAGCAGCCUUUGGGGUCCAUCCUGUGAUGAGCUUGAUCAAAUCGUAGAAAACUGUCUUCUUCCUGAGCUGAAUAUUGGAGACUGGCUGCUCUUUGACAAUAUGGGAUCUGGUACCUUGGGUGAACAGUCUACUUUUAAUGAUAUACAAAGGCCACCAGUUUAUUACAUAAUGUCAUUCAGUGACUGGUGUGAGAUGCAAGAUGCUGGCUUUACCUCUGACACACUGAUGAAGAAUUUCUUCUUUGUGCCUUCUUGCAUUCAGCUGAGCCCUGAAGACAGCUUUUCUAUUGCAGCUUAAACAGGCAUUAAUGCUUCAUUUAGCCUUGCAGUUGCAUGUCUGUAGUCUUGUCUGGUCACAACAUUCCAGUUUGGAAGAAAAAAAGUGGAACAAUCUUGAAUGAAUUAUUUAACACUUGAAAUCAAUUGGGACCAGGCAAAACCAGCUACAACUACAAUUCACUGGGGGAGUGAGGGUUACAAAUAAUAAUAUUAAGAUUUAAACUUGUCAGAUAAUUCAACCCCUCAGCAUUUUAAAAAAAAUAUGCAACAAAAUGGAUGACUUAGUUGAGAUGGAAACCCAUCACUUGGGUUCUGUUAAACAGUUUACAUACAAGUACAGUUUUUAUACUAAGGAUUUCUGUUAGAAAGUCUUGUAAAGUUGUCUUUCCCCCAGAUAUAAGAAAUGUCAGUGGGAAAAAAGUGUGACUUCAUUAGCUAUGUUUAGUGUAUUUAGAAUGUGUAAAUUUGUGCUUUGAACUGUAGUUUAAUAAAUGUAAAAUUGCAUCAUAGUAUUUGUUGUAUUUCACCCUUGCUGUACCCACCCCUGUAUGAUUGCAAUAAAAUUUUGUGUAGGUUUUAUUAUUUUUUUUCAGGCUAACACAGGGAAGGGGGGCUAGGCAGUGAAGGUAGUUUAAGUACAAGAAGGUACAAGUAACUGUUCAAAGACUUUAAAAUUUGAGCAGAACACUAGAUCAUGAACAAUUAAAAAUCACUGAACCUAAAAAUCGAAGUGCAAAUUGUACUUCAGCGUCUGAUUUAAUAAUUCUGACUCUAAAUUGUUGAACUUGUGGGCCAGCAGAUGCCAAGAGACUACACAGAGGAUUUUAAAUGCAUAUGGUAAAGUGGCAAAAACAGCUUCCUUAAGUGCUGAAUUGUAUGCAUUUUACAUCCUGUACGCUCUUGACUGCUGAAAGCAAGGCUGUUGAACGGAACAUGCACGUUACAGUCUUACUCAGCCUUUGGCAGAAGAGCAGUGUCCGUCUCCAGUGUUUGGAUUGGUGUUUGUCUGAAUACACAGAGAGAGCGCACUUAAACUAUCAAAACUGCAUCAACUAGACUUAGCAAGGGAAAUAUUGACGCUUUUACUAUUGUUAGACUCCUCCUACCCUUUGAUUCUCAUUUUAAUUUAUUUUACUAACCAACUAGCCUUGGAAGCGCUUCUUUGAAAUGCACCAAGCCAGAGUUAAUUUGAAACUGGUGAUUAGUAUUCUGAACUAAUUUGGUGACGUGAAAUGGGCUGUCCGAGUGCAAAUGAGUCUUGUGCUGGUUCCUAUUGGCAGGAAGUUCUUCCUGUUAGUGGGACUAAAUAUGCAUUGCUACAGGAAGGGGCCAGGGAAGGGCCCUUCAACCUGAUCAUUCGCAAGUAACAGGUACUAUAUUUUAAGGGGCUGUUGACAUACAUACAUGAAUGGUUUUCACAGUUUAAUAAUCCUGAGUGCAGAAUACAACUAUGAGCAUUAAAGCACAAAGUAUAUGUGGGAAAACCACAAACUGAUUCUGUUUUCCCAAGUCAGAAGAAUCUGUUAAAUUUCUAGCAUUUUUGACCUGGGCUUUAUCAGGAUUCUGGCAUGCAAGAAAGGGGGAAACAGCUUUCAUAUCCAUCCCCAGCCUUCUCUGAAGGUGCCCAGGAUUCUGCUAUAAAGUUUAGAACUGUUGUGAGUUUAACCAACUCUGUUGUAAAUGGUACAGUCACCUUGGAAUGUCUGUAUUGUAUUUGACAGUUUGCCAUAAAAACUGAAGUUUGAACUUGGUAUGUAUUUGAAUUUAUAUGCUAAAACCUAUCUUAUCUGUUUACAAUAUUGUAAUAUCAGUUUUGGAAUAAUUCAAAUAUAAAACUGAAUGAUUUCUAUAUAGCAACUUAA